This is a messenger RNA of Saccostrea cuccullata (small rock oyster), 1169 nucleotides long. Its product is annotated as laminin subunit alpha lam-3-like. NCBI's taxonomy places the organism in Eukaryota, Metazoa, Mollusca, Bivalvia, Ostreida, Ostreidae. The record is from RefSeq and is a predicted model, not a curated record. Gene Ontology annotation, cellular component: membrane. The annotation marks the transcript as partial. The transcript is spliced from 6 exons.
UUGCUCUUUUAUGAAUUUAGAAUGCCCUGACUGGACAUACUUCAGCAAAAACGAAUGCUAUGACUGUCUUUGUAAUGUAACAAACACAGAACGAUGUGACAAAAGAUCCGGAAAAUGUAUCUGUAAAUCUGGUUAUGAAGGGGAUCUCUGCAAUUGUAAGAUAAAUACUUGUAACAUCGAUGUGGCAUUUUGUCAAGACAACGAAAACGGCACCAGGUGCUUAUGUAAACCUGGCUACGAAAACCGAGGAUUCAAUUGUGAAGAUUCUAUGAGACUGAAUUCGACAAGAAAUCUGACAUCAAGUUAUAAAAACGUGAAAUACAGAAUAGGAGAUUCAUGGAUAUCUGGCUAUGCACCACGAUACUCUAACCCGCAGUAUUAUGGUGUUUGUGAACGACUGGGACUACCGACGUUCUACAACAAACUGUCGUCAUAUGCAGUUCCUCCUGAUACCGAAUUAGUGGAUUCUACGUGUAUGAAAGACGAGUUUUCUCGUCUUAAUCUCAAUUACACCAAGUGUGAGAAAAAAGUGGAUGAUAACUAUUUCUUCUAUCUAACCCGGGCAAAAGCUGAAACAGCAACAUGUUUAAGCGAUUGUCCUAACAUGAUGUUUUUCAAUGCGACUUCUUUCGACUGUGUCCCAUGUAGUUGUAACAACAACAACACAAAAUCCUGUAACCAGACGACAGGGGAAUGCACUUGCAAGGCGGGAUUUUAUGGAGCAUCAUGUGACUGCGUCCAAAAUCAGCACAACUGUAACAAUACGUUUUCCUACUGUACCUUUCAAGGAACUUCUCCUGCUUGUAAUUGUCGAGUCGGAUUUUAUGGAAAGAAAUUGGGCUGUUUCGAAUCACUAAGAUUCAUCAGGAAUACCGGAGUUUUGCAAAUGUAUCAUCAGGAACAAUGGAUGCUUAUCGGUUCCAGUUACAGCUGGGAUAACAAGGAAUCUAAAAUUGUUUGCACUCAGUUGGGUUUACCAUCAUUUUAUAUGUCAUACGUAUCGACGAGACGAAGUCAGACAGGACUUAUGUACAGUGAUUAUAAUAACAGGAAAAGGAUUACUUAUCUAUCUUGUAAUGGAGACGAAAAAGAAGCAUCCCAAUGCAGAUUUAGCACAUCUAGCUAUAUGUCAAGUUAUUCAUCGUUGGCAGUUUUGGAGUGUCGAUCAG